This is a messenger RNA of Penicillium odoratum, 1041 nucleotides long. RefSeq names its product transcription factor SUA7. Gene Ontology annotation, cellular component: nucleus; transcription preinitiation complex. Gene Ontology annotation, molecular function: RNA polymerase II general transcription initiation factor activity; TBP-class protein binding. Gene Ontology annotation, biological process: transcription initiation at RNA polymerase II promoter; transcription preinitiation complex assembly. Lineage: Eukaryota; Fungi; Ascomycota; Eurotiomycetes; Eurotiales; Aspergillaceae. Bases 1 to 1041 code for a protein of 346 amino acids. The record is from RefSeq and is a predicted model, not a curated record. The transcript has a single exon.
AUGGCGACCAUGUCCACUAUGCCCGCCGAUGCGAAUCCGUGGAGGAAAAACCUCAAUGCGACACUCCAAUGCCCCGAAUGCAAGGAAGUCCCUCCCAACCUGGAGUUCCCAGAUUCCCAUGAGACCGUCUGCGGCUCCUGCGGCUUAGUUCUGGCCGAUCGCGAGAUCGAUAUGCACUCCGAGUGGCGAACCUUCUCGAACGAUGACCAGAACAAUGAUGAUCCGUCCCGUGUCGGAGAGGGUCCGAAUCUGCUGCUCAACGGAGACCAGCUGGAGACCACCAUCGCCAGCGGAGCCACUGGUCGAUCCCGUGAUCUCUACCGUGCUCAGAAUAAGCAGUCCAACGAGAAGUCCAACAAGGCGCUGCUGGCAGCAUACAAGGAAAUCGGUGCUCUUUGCGAUGGUUUCAACAUCCAGAAGAACGUCGCCGACACAGCCAAAUAUCUCUUCAAGGUUGUGGACGAUGCCAAGGCUUUCAAGGGCAAGUCCCAGGAGGUGAUUAUUGCUGGGUGCAUCUUCAUUGCAUGCCGUCAAUGCAAAGUUCCCCGGACCUUCACCGAAAUUUUUGCUGUGACCAAGGUCACUCGCAAGGAGAUUGGCCGCAUCUACAAGGCCCUUGAGAAGUUCUUCACUGCCCAGAAUGUCGAGCGACACAAUGCGACUGGAGGUACCGGAGAUCCCAAUGAUAACUACACCGCUACUACCUCAACUAAACCCAGCGACCUUUGCAACCGUUUCUGCAAUCUGUUGGAUCUUCCUUACUCGGUUACCAGUGUUUCUUCAUCGCUCUCUGAUCGCGUCACGGCCAUGGGAGACCUGGCUGGACGUUCUCCCCUGUCUAUUGUGGCUGCCUGUAUUUACAUGGCUUCGUAUCUCAUGGGCCACGGCAAGUCUGCAAAGGAGAUUUCUGCGGUCGCUCACGUCAGCGACGGAACGAUUCGUGGUGCCUACAAGCAGCUGUAUGCCGAACGUGAGCGUCUGGUCGACAAGGAAUGGAUCAAAGAUGGCCGUGGUGAUAUGGCUAAGCUCCCUGUGAGCUGA